GCAGAGCCCCGCAGAGCCCCGCCGGCCCCGCAGCUCCCGCGCGUCCCGCAGCUCCGGCAGCGCCCGCGGCUCCCCGCUCCGGGACAGCUCUCUGCGGUUGUAGGAGGAGUUUGCGGUCACCUCCCCCCUCCGAGGCGCUGCGGCCACAUUCCCCCGCCGAGGUACUCCCCCAGCCACCAAGAUGUCCAGCAAACGUGCCAAAGCCAAGACCACCAAGAAGCGCCCCCAGCGCGCCACCUCCAACGUCUUUGCCAUGUUCGACCAGUCCCAGAUCCAGGAGUUCAAGGAGGCUUUCAACAUGAUCGACCAGAACCGAGAUGGCUUCAUUGACAAGGAGGAUCUGCACGACAUGCUGGCUUCCCUCGGGAAGAACCCCACUGACGAGUACCUGGAGGGGAUGAUGAGCGAGGCACCGGGGCCCAUCAACUUCACCAUGUUCCUCACCAUGUUCGGGGAGAAGCUGAACGGCACGGACCCCGAGGACGUGAUCCGCAACGCCUUCGCCUGCUUCGACGAGGAGGCCUCAGGCUUCAUCCACGAGGACCACCUGCGUGAGCUGCUGACCACCAUGGGGGACAGGUUCACUGACGAGGAGGUGGAUGAGAUGUACCGGGAGGCACCCAUCGACAAAAAGGGCAACUUCAACUACGUGGAGUUCACCCGCAUCCUGAAGCACGGGGCCAAGGACAAGGACGAUUAGAGCCCGCAGCCACUCACCCCUACUGCCCAAUCCCCUGCACAUCCCCCUGGCCCCCUUGCUGCCCCACAGCAGACUCCUCCCACGGGAAACACCUUCCAGGAUCAUCACCCUGCAUCAGGACACGGCUGGAGGGAACACACUCCCAUCACUGUGCUGCAGUGUGCCCAUCCAGCCUUCCCCUCCUAUCACCUCUCCCGCCCACUGGGCGCCCCAGCCUUGCUGUGACCUCCCCCCCAGCAGCCACUGACCCCCUCAAAGCCACUAUGCCACUGGUCCCGGGGCUGGGGUGAGCAUCCCCUGCUGACCUGCAGGGGUUUGGGCUGGCUCCAGCCUGAGCAAGCCCCAGUCAGGGCCAUAGCACAGAGGAAAAGCCUCUCUCCCUCUUCUCCCACACUCCCCCUUCAGAAAAGAUCCCCCACUUUGUUCCUCCUCCCUGGCUGUUUAAUGGCUUUGGAGCCUGAGAUCUGAGGGAUUCAGGAAGCUGGAGGGGUGUAUAAAGCCUGACAGGUGUGA
Onychostruthus taczanowskii (white-rumped snowfinch) is the source of this 1213-nucleotide messenger RNA. It is a transcript of the gene MYL9, whose product is annotated as myosin light chain 9. Gene Ontology annotation, cellular component: stress fiber; myofibril; cytoplasm. The record is from RefSeq and is a predicted model, not a curated record. Lineage: Eukaryota; Metazoa; Chordata; Aves; Passeriformes; Passeridae. Gene Ontology annotation, biological process: myofibril assembly; platelet aggregation. The coding region runs from base 182 to 700 and encodes 172 amino acids. The transcript is spliced from 5 exons. Gene Ontology annotation, molecular function: calcium ion binding.